Candidula unifasciata is the source of this 1491-nucleotide messenger RNA. Lineage: Eukaryota; Metazoa; Mollusca; Gastropoda; Stylommatophora; Geomitridae. The record is from the annotation of a GenBank genome assembly.
GAAAAGCUUCAGUGGCAUGACUCCGUGUCAUGCAGCUGCUUAUACUGGCAAUAUCUGCUUGCUGGGGAAACUGAUUGAGGCAGGAGGUGACUUGCGCCUUCAUGACAACAAUGGAAAUAGCAUGAGAGACUGGGCUCUUAAAAAUCCGGAUGUGCGAAAGAGAACCAAAAUGCUGGAGUUUAUUGAUAAAACUCAAAUGCGUGCUAUGGUCUGCAGCGGAGAAGCAGUCGAUAUGGCAGAUACAAUGGAACCAGCAUUCAGGCGUCACUCUCAGACUUCAGUGAUGCAUAUCAUGAGGAAAACAACUGGCAGUGACCAUAGCUUUGAGAGUCUUAAGCGAGUUCAAAGCACAGGUUUUGGAAGAGUUUACCUAGGUAAUAACUUCAAUGGUGGAAUUAUUUCAGCAGUGCCUUUAAUUAGCGAGACUGCCUUGAAGGCCACUGAUGGGAAGAAAUAUGAAACUGGAUUAGAUUCCUGCAUUGAAAGGAUGCAGUGGUUAAAUGAAGCUGUCAGUGUGAAGCAGUUAAAGCCAGAUGUGGGAUUUGAGGAUAGCAUUGAUCUUCUUAUAACUGAUGCAGAGUAUCUGGGAAAACUGCGUCAUCCCAACAUACUGUUGCUUAUGGGUAUCUGCCAGUCAACCUACCUUGACAGAAUCGUGUUAGUCUUUGAGUUUAUAGAGAAUGUUACACUUCACCAUUUCCUGCAUCAAACGAGCAAUCCUCUGUUGUACCAUGAAUGUCUAACCAUCAUGCAGCAGAUCUGUGCGGCUAUGGACUUUAUUCACUGCCAGCACCUCAUUCACUGUGGCUUGUCUUCCAUGGCUGUGUAUCUGGUAUCUGCACAAACUGCAAAAGUUGGCAAUUUUGAGUUCAUGGUUGAAAGCAUCAAGACAAACUUAGGCAAGCCCAGCUCUGUCUCAAUAAUGAGCCAUGGUGAAUUUCUCUACAACUGGAUGUCCCCAGAAUUAAUGGAGUGUCUGGCUCCUCACUAUAGCUCGGAUGUGUACAGCUUCUGUUGUAUUGUAUGGGAGCUUUUCACUCGUGAAGUCCCCUGGAAAAAUUUGCCACCAGGAAGUAUAAAAAAAAAGAUUGUUGAGGGGAAAAUAGGAAUAAACACAAAUACUCCACAAAUACCCGCAAAGAUUAGGGCCAUUAUUGGCUAUGGCUUGGAGCUGAAAGAAGAGCUCAGGUUGAACAAGUUUUCUUAUAUCAUUGACUGGAUGAAAUCUGAUCAAAUGCCAAAGUUUCAUAGGACUGACACACCUCCUUACUUGUGGAACAGGUCAUGCAAUUUUGCAGAUCAGCUAUCUUCUUCAGCUUCAUCAUCGAGUUCUGUGAAAAAUGAAGCAUAUAAUUGGGCUCAAGACAGACUUGAUUUCAAUCAAGCAAAUGAGAGGACUGGAGAUACCUACAGCUCGGAUUCACCAAGUAUGUCUUGCGAAGAGAUGGAUCAAGAAAACCCUACAUUACCACAGUGUGGUAAUUGUGAAAU